AUGAGUUUGGGAGCGCGCGCCACCAAGGGUGGUGCGAAGACGGGCGGCAAAGAUGGCAAGCACGCACAGGACAAAGGCAAGAACACAGACAAGCCCCAGACUAAGGAGAAGGUCAAGUUACAGGCAACCACAGAACAACUCCGAAUGGCAAAUAUGAUCGACCGCAAAAGUGACGACGCCACUGACGUCCGUAAAAUGGUGACGCUACUGAUGGAAAUGACCCGUCGCACAGAGGAGGAGGUUUGCUCUGCUUUGCACGACUCCGACAACAACAUGGAGGCCGCCUGCAACUUGUUGCUGGAGGAGAGUCAGCGGAUACAGGGCGAGUGGCAAACCAGUGAGAAAAAGAAGAAAAAACCACCCGCCUCGACUGGCAACGGGGAAGUGGAGCCACCUCGAGAUGCUCGUGAGCGAGAUGCUCGGAGCCGCUCCGGUCCACGCCCACGUCGCGGCGAGAGCGAGGGCGGCCGCGGUCGUGGUGCAGGGCGCGGGCGUGGCGGAGGGCGCGGCGGGCGGCGGGGGCGGGGCGUGGCGGCCGGCGCGGAGGCGCGCGCUCCCGCCCGCCGCGCGACUCGCACUGGUGGUAACAUGGGCGACUCAUUUCCUACCACAGAAGACUGGGACAACGAAGAAUGGUCUGGCUCUCUAUCAGAUACUAAGGUGUUUACUCCAAGUGUAAAUGCACAGAAUGCGGCCGUUGACAUAGAACUAUCGCAGACUGCCACGGAGGACUGGGAUAGUCCAGCUGAAACGAACGGCCCCACAGAGUCUCAUAUCACCACCUACACAUAUCACAACACCACCCAAACUCAUCACCACACCUUGCUUGAGCAACAGAUGGGCAGCGGGCAGGCGGCUGGCGGUAAGACGGACGCCGCGCCUGCGCCCGCCCCCGCGCCCGCCUCAGUCCCCGCGCCCGCUCCAGCUCCUGCGGACGCGCACCUCGCGCACCACCACCAGCCAAUGGGCAUGUCAGGCAGCUUGAGUGCGGCUCAAUCGCAGUAUCUGUCGCAGCUCACCCAGCAAUUGCAGAGGCAUGACACUAGCGUUUAUACGAGCAACUACGGUGUGUACGGUUCAGCGGACAUUACAAGCCAGCGUAAGACGCAGAGGGCGAGGGUUCCGCCACCUUCUAAGAUCCCGUCGUCGGCAGUGGAGAUGCCGGGCGGCGGCGAGGCGGGCGGCGCGAUGUUCCUGGACGUGCAGUUCGGCGCGCUUGAGCCCGACGCGCUGCACGAGCCGCACGCGCAGCCGCAGCACGCGCAGCAGCAGCACGCGCAGCAACAGCAUCCGCAGCAGCAGCACCCGCAGCAACCCACACUGCAGCACCAACAGCAUGCGCCGCCCCCACACUCGCAGCCACCCAAACAGGUCACAUCAGCAGCGGAAACACAGCCCGCAGCAAGCCAUGAGACUACCGUUGAGGCGCCCAGUAAUAGCUAUCCCAAUACCAAUGCAAUGUUAAGUGAGAGCUUAUCGUCGGUGGACACAACGCCUACUAGUCAGCCUGUCGCUUCGGAACCGGCCACCACAAACACUACCUCACUAGAGAAGCAACUGUCGGCGUCGAUGAAGCAACUAUCUGUGUCGAGCGUGUCGAGUACGGCGUCGGGCGCAGUGUCGGGUGCGGCGACGGGAGUGUCGGGAGUGUCUGGCGCGGUGUCGGCGGUGUCCGCGGUGUCGGCGGUGUCGGACGCCAGCGUGCCGGUGACUGUCGCACCCGCGCAAGCAUUGCACGCGCCGCCACAUUACGCACACCACAGGCCAAAGACAGUCAGUCAACAAAAUGUAUAUCCUCACCAUGCAGUAUCACAUCAUCCACCAGUUUACGGGGCAAAUGUAUAUGCGCCACAGGUGAAUUCAACAAACGCGUCACUAACGGGAGCGUCGGCAAUGACAGCGACGGCAUACCCAUCAAGUGUGACGCUUACACAGUAUCAGCCCAUGAUUAAUUCAUACCAGACAUCGUCUUCUGCGGGCGUAUACGGUGGCAGCGCGCUGUACACGGCGGCGCCGUACGCCGCCUACCAGCCCUCGCCGCAGCCCAAGCCGCAGCAUAAGGACCCGCACCAGUAUGACAGUUCAGUGGCGUCGAGUAAUAGUUUGACAAGUACAUCGACGACGCAGACGUCAACGGCCAAAGUAGCAACCACGACAGUGAGCGGCGCGAGCGCGACGUCGAGCGCGGCGGGCAUGAGCGGAGCGGGCGCGGGAGCGGCAGCGGGUGCGGCGGCGGGCGCGGGCGGAUACGCGGGCGGCGCGCUGUACGGCGCGGCGGCGGCGCCCGGCGCCUACACGUACGACGAGCAGCUCAUGCGCGGCGCGCUGCCGCACCACAUGGGUGGAUACUACGAGGCGGGCUACGUUGCACGGGAAGGCACAUUUGGACUUGGUGCCGGUGAACGAUUCGGCCGAACGGACGCCGCGUCACCACAACAGGUUCCAGCUGCGUUACCCCCCGGAUAUGCAUACUUCUAUCAGCCCCCACCUACAACGUACCAGUAUGGAGUCUACCCCACGUACGGCGGCAGCUCGAGCGUGGGCGGCGUGGGCGUGUCGGGCGCGGCGAAGGUGUCCGCGUACUCGCAGCAGCAGCAGCCGCCCUACGACGCGCAGGACUCAUACAAGCCCGGUGGUGCAUACUCAGGCAGCGGCAGUAAAGCGGCGGGUGGUGAAUUGGCCAGCGCUAUGUACGCCAAGACCCACGUUGCGCUCAACAAGGUUAACAGCUACGAGAAGGCAGCGUUCCACAGCGGCACGCCGCCGCCGUUCGGCGCCGGCUCGCACCUGUACAUCCCCGCGCCGCCGCACCACCUGCCGCAUCACCACGCGCCGCAGCAGCACCAGAUGGAUGUUCGGGUGAACAGUAGUCAUAAUAGGCGGCAGGAGGGCGGCGCAGGCGCGGGCGCGCGGGCUGCGGCCAAGCCGGCGGCCAGCAAGCCGAGCUACUCGCAGUCCUACUGGGCGCCUAAUUAG
Molecule: messenger RNA, 2976 nt
Organism: Parnassius apollo (apollo)
Lineage: Eukaryota; Metazoa; Arthropoda; Insecta; Lepidoptera; Papilionidae
Source: the annotation of a GenBank genome assembly